This is a messenger RNA of Zasmidium cellare ATCC 36951, 1482 nucleotides long. RefSeq lists its product as uncharacterized. Gene Ontology annotation, cellular component: fungal-type vacuole. Gene Ontology annotation, biological process: proteolysis. The record is from RefSeq and is a predicted model, not a curated record. The coding region runs from base 1 to 1482 and encodes 493 amino acids. NCBI's taxonomy places the organism in Eukaryota, Fungi, Ascomycota, Dothideomycetes, Mycosphaerellales, Mycosphaerellaceae. Gene Ontology annotation, molecular function: serine-type carboxypeptidase activity. The transcript has 8 exons.
AUGCAUCUCGCCCCUUUCAUCCCAGCUGCUCUCUUGGUAGCCUUCCCGUUUGCUCAUGCAGGAGUCAUCAACGCACGACAAGCACCAGCACCAGUCCAAAAUUUCACGACAAUUAAAUCUCCAUCAGGUGCCACAAUCCGUUACAAAGAACCUGGAAAGCAUGGCGUUUGCGAAACUACGCCAGGAGUCAACUCCUAUAAUCCUCUGACUCUUUGGUUGAAUGGAGGUCCUGGAUCAGAUUCGCUAAUUGGGGCAUUUGAGGAAAUUGGGCCUUGUUAUGUGGACGAGCAUUUGAAGACACAGAAGAGGGCCGUAUCAUGGUCGAACUCGUCGAAUUUGUUAUUUCUUUCGCAACCCGUUGGAACAGGCUUCUCCUAUAGUAGCACCAAGGUCGGCUAUCUGGACCCGACCUACCUCGACGUCUCUCCAGCAGAAGCCGGCGAGGCUACAGGAAGAUACUCUAUCAUCGACCCCACCAAGCUCGACACCAGCAAACUCGCCGCAGUGGCCUGCUGGGAGCUCCUACAAGGCUUCUACGGCGCCUUGUCUCAAUUCGACAAGCAAGUUGCGUCGACUGAUUUCAGUCUCUGGGCAGAGUCUUUUGGCGGACAUUGGGGUCCUGCAUUCGCAUCCUAUUUCUACGAGCAGAACCAGAAACUCACUUCGACCUCCCCUGGACGAAAAUUGAACUUCAAGUCUUUCGGUAUCGGGUUGAAGUUGAUCAACGAUACAAUCUACGACCAUGGCAAGUUCAACAUGUACAGAGACGGAGGCUGUCAGCAGGCCCAGGACUAUUGUGCGUAUCUGACCAAAGACUCCAUUGUCAAGAGCAGUGGCUGUGCAGCGGCGCAGUAUAUCUGCCAGAAUGACGUUGAAGAUCUUUACUACACAUUCGGUGGUAAUCGCGGCGUGUACGACAUCAGAGCCUGCAAUGGCAAAGACGUUCCCCCAGCUCAAUGGAGGGACUACUUAAACCAAGCCUCUGUCCAACAAGCCAUUGGCACCGACCUAAACUACACCUCGUCCAACCUGAUCUACACCGCAUUCUCCCUCUCCGGCGAUUUCGCCGUUGGCUACAUCGAUGACCUCCAAGAGCUUCUUGGCUACGACAUUCAAAUUUCUCUAGUCUAUGGCGAUGCUGAUUAUAUCUGCAAUUGGCAAGGCGGAGAAGACAUCUCUACAUCCGCCAAAGCAGCGUUCAAGGAUGCUGGGUACACGAAGUUGGUAGUGAACGGGAAGGAGUAUGGAGAGACAAGACAAUAUGGGAAAUUCUCGUUUACGAGAGUGUGGGAGAGUGGGCAUGAGGUUCCUUAUUUCCAACCGGAGGCAGCCUUUGCAAUCUUUAACCGCAGCCAACACGGUCUCGAUGUUGCGACGGGAAAGGUGUCGAUCCUAGAGAAUCCUAGCUAUUCGACGAAAGGGACGCCGAAUACUGUCCACAGUCGGCAGUUGCCCCCACUCAGUUGUCCUGCGUCGAGCUGA